Messenger RNA from Bacidia gigantensis, 1368 nucleotides. RefSeq lists its product as uncharacterized. Lineage: Eukaryota; Fungi; Ascomycota; Lecanoromycetes; Lecanorales; Ramalinaceae. Gene Ontology annotation, molecular function: FAD binding. The transcript is spliced from 4 exons. Bases 1 to 1368 code for a protein of 455 amino acids. Gene Ontology annotation, biological process: secondary metabolite biosynthetic process. The record is from RefSeq and is a predicted model, not a curated record.
AUGUCUUCUCCUCUAGGCUCGUCGCAGACUUCAUCGGAGUCGCCCAUUGACUUCCGCAUUGCAAUCAUUGGUGGUGGCAUAUGUGGCCUAGUACUCGCUCACGGAUUGAACAAAUAUGCUCAUAUCGACUACAAUAUAUAUGAAGCUGCUGAAAGCACUAGCGACAUCGGAGCAGGUAUCAGCUUUGGGGCCAAUGGUCAGAAUGCACUCAAAAUCAUCAAUUCCUCAGCUUUUGCAGCAUUUGAGAAGCACGCUACAAGGAACAAAACAUCUUCAUCGCCAGACGUCUGGUGUAAAUAUGUCAUUGGCAAAGGAGAUGGCGCGGGAAAUGAGAUUUUCACCUUGACGGCUGACGGAGGCUUCCGAUCAUUCCAUCGCUCCAACUUCCUUGGAGAGUUGUUUGAAGCCGUGCCUUCUGAGCGUGUGCAUUUUGGUAAGCAGUGCGUACGUAUUGAGGACAAUGAGGGAAGUCCCGUCAUCAUUCAUUUCAGCGAUGGUACUACUGCCACGGCCGAUGCGAUAAUUGGCGCCGAUGGAAUUCACUCCACCAUCCGGUCUCAGGUAGUUGGAGAGAACACUGGGAAGCCAGAGUAUACCGGAUGUGCAGCCUACCGGGGUCUCAUUGAUAUGGAUCUUGCAAUCAAGACUAUGGGCCCAAACGUGCAGAAUAGCAGGAUUGCUUGCGGCCCAGGUUCUGCAAUAGUCAGCUAUCCCAUUGAAGAUGGGAAAACGCUUAACAUUGUACUCUGUGAUUUUGAAUAUGGAGAAUGGAAUCAUGAAGAUUGGAUUGCACCAGUCGUUUGGGACGAAAUAGAGAAGCGCUUCAGUGGAUGGGAGGACAAUUGCCAGGGUCUCAUUAAGCUUAUGAAGGCGGACAAUCACCAAGCGUGGAGUCUCUGGCAGGUCCCAAGCCUUCCCACCUUUUACAAGGGCCGCGUCGCAUUGAUAGGUGAUUCCGCACACGCUAUGACGCCUUUUGCAGGUCAGGGCGUUGCCCAGGGGCUGGAAGACGUCUUGGUUCUGGAGAAGCUGCUUGGAACACUGACAGACAACGACAAAGCACUGGACAUUGAACGUGUCUUGUCUGCGUAUGAUAAGGUGAGGAGGCCGAGGAGCCAGGAUAUCGUAAAGCUUUCUAGGGAGACUGGACAGCUAUUUGCGUUACAACUGGCCGGUAUCGGAGACGAUAGGGAAGCGAUUGCAAGCCACCAUCUCGGUAAUACGCAGAAGCUGGGGCACCCCAAUCUGCAGAAGCAGAUCCACGAAGCAAUUGGUUGGUCUUCAGCGUCAGAGGCAGACCCCGCGCGUCUUUGCCACCUUGAUCUUGCAACCGGCAAUGUUCCAAAGGAAGACUCAGAUUCUGAGUAA